UGCCAAGAUAUAGAACGCGGUAGAUGCGGUGAAAAAAUUGCAGAAAGAAUAAAAGUUAUAAUCGACAAGUUAAUUUAAAAAAUGUGUGAUAUCGAAGAAAAAAUUCAAAGUUAUCUCAAAGAAAAAUCGAUUUUCUUAGAAAAUAAAUGUUGGGAUAUCCGAAAAUCUUCUUUGGGUGGUCGAGGAAUUUUCGCAAACAGAAACAUUUUACCUGGUGAAAUCAUUUUUAUCGAUACCCCAAUCAUAAUUGGACCAAGAUCAAAAAGUGAUUUAGAAGAAAUCUGUGUCGUUUGUUUUAAAAUUGAAGAAUUAAAUUUUUGUAAACGCAAAUGUGGUUUAAAACUUUGUUUAAAGUGUCAAGACUCAGAACAACACCAAAAAGAAUGCGGUUUUAUAAAUUCACGUAAAAAUGGUGUCGAUUUAGAAACAACCAAAGAUAUAACUUUAUCUUUAACCCCAAUUAGAGCAUUAUUUUUAAAAUUACAUUUUCAAAAAUUUUUCUUUUACCUAAAAUCACAUAAACAUCCAAAACACCACGUUUUAAUUGAUAAUUUAAAAGACAAAAUAAAUUUUUCUUUAUCAAGCGACGAAGAGAUCUUUUUAAAAUUAGUAUGUUCGGUUUUAGAUGCAAACGCAUUUGAAGUUUUAAUCUCUUCAAAUCAAAAACAAUCAACCGUUAGAGGUUUAUAUCCUUUAGGAAGUUUAGCAAAUCAUAAUUGCUCGCCGAAUACAACCCACGUUUUCGACAAACAACAAAGAAUGAUUGCCAGAGCGGCAGUUUUUAUUCCAAAAAACACGGAAAUUUGUCACUCUUAUUCGAGAAUCACCUGGGGAACUUUAACAAGAAGAUAUCAUUUACUUAGAACUAAGCACUUUGAGUGUAAAUGUUCCCGGUGUCAAGAUCCAACUGAAUUUGGGACUAAUUUAAACGGGAUUAAAUGUGAAAUUUGUAAAAAUGUUGUUUUACCAGAACAUCCGAUUGAUUUAAAAUCGAAAUGGAAAUGUUUUUGUUGCAAAGAAGAAGUUUCGGUUGAAAAGAUUUCUUUUAUAAGUAAUAUUUUAGGAAGUAAUGUAAAAGUUUUUGAAAAAAAUGAAGAUGUUGAGUUGAUUAUGAAGUUUUUGGAGAAAAUUAAGAAAUUGGUUGUGGAUAAUAACCAAAUUUGUGUUGAGUUAAAAUACAAAUUGAUAUGGAUUUUGGGAUACAAACAAGGAUAUUUUUAUGAAGAUCUAGCAGAAAAUUUACUAUGCUAUAAAGAAGAUAUAUGCAAAGAUUUAUUGGAGUUACUCAAGCUAUUAAAAACUGGAAUGUGCAAAAUGAGAGGGUUAUUGCUUUACGAAUUAUAUCAAUGCGGAAAAGAAAAGAUUAAACGAAAACUUACAGAAAAUCAAGAAGAAAUUAAUGUAUUAUUGAGUGAAGCUGCCGAUAUUCUCUUGUAUGAUGUCGAUGCACCAGAAGAAGUACAACAAUUAUGGAAUAAAACUGAUGUUUUUGAUUAAUUUAAAUAAAUUAAUUUUUUACCAAG
Messenger RNA from Onthophagus taurus, 1523 nucleotides. Its product is annotated as SET domain-containing protein SmydA-8. The record is from RefSeq and is a predicted model, not a curated record. NCBI's taxonomy places the organism in Eukaryota, Metazoa, Arthropoda, Insecta, Coleoptera, Scarabaeidae. Gene Ontology annotation, molecular function: protein binding.